Trypanosoma rangeli is the source of this 3111-nucleotide messenger RNA. RefSeq lists its product as uncharacterized. Gene Ontology annotation, biological process: regulation of ARF protein signal transduction. The record is from RefSeq and is a predicted model, not a curated record. Bases 1 to 3111 code for a protein of 1036 amino acids. Gene Ontology annotation, molecular function: guanyl-nucleotide exchange factor activity. The transcript has a single exon. NCBI's taxonomy places the organism in Eukaryota, Euglenozoa, Kinetoplastea, Trypanosomatida, Trypanosomatidae.
AUGAGUCCCGUUCUGGAGGCGCUAGACGCGUUUCUUAGAAGGAUGGGGCACACCAAUGGCAGUGGGGUGUUGAUGGACACAGAGUUCAGAGAGACCGCUAAGCGUGCCUUGGCGUCGGUGGAGAGCCUGACGAAGGAAGGACGAGUCCGGUUCGUUACUGCUCCUGUCAUCUCUGUUCUUCUGAGCGCGUUUUACGUGAAAAAGACUCGUGUGGUGGAGGCCGCUUUAUCUGUGCUGCAGCAACUGCUUCACCAUGACCUCAUUUUCUACGACACCCCAAUCAUCCUCUAUCAGUCUACGCAAAAUAAACAGUCGAUGCGCUGUGGGGAGGCCUUGUUCUUCGCUGUGGGGGACUUCCUUGCCUACACCACCGACGCGGCUUUGCAGCUUAAGGCCCUCGAGCUCCUCCAUGAGCUCGUGAGUGACGACAAAUUUACUUUCUUCACUGGAGGCUGCAUUACACGUUGUAUGCGGAUAUGCUUUCAGUUAACGCUGCAGAGCUCGAACGAGGGAACACGAGGUACUGCUCAUGACUUACUGCUUCUGUGUGUACUCCGAGUGACGCGCGCAUUUGUGGAAACACCGCCUUCGGAGCGUCAGUCCGGGACCUUUGCCUCUUCCACUGUCCUGUACGAUUACAUGCACGAUGUGGAGCCAGAUGCCAGAUUCACUCCCAUUCAGAUUGAGGGUUACCCCACGACCCCCCUUGAAGAUGAAGGGAACCCUCUAGACGGCAGCCUGGCGCUUGGCCUACUGCGGUCGUAUGCAACCGAGGAUACUUCAUCGUUCCGUGGCUCAUUGCGGCAAUCAGAGCGGUUCUCUAGCAGUUUGGAUGAUAGUAUCCGGACAGGCGUCUUGUCAGUGGUGCAGGCAGACGGCACACUCCCAAUAGCCUUGAAAGAUUUCUUGUGGCUCAUUCGACAUAUCUGCAAGUUAGCCUCACGGACAUGCCGUGGGUCGGGAUCGACGAGCGAGAAGAAUCCCGAGGUUCGCGUUCGUCAGCUUGCGCUGGAGACGUUUGAGGCGGUGCUUCUAGAGAUUCCACCGGCAAACUGUGAUGCCGAACAUCCUUGCGCCGCAUGGUUGACGUUGGUGAUGGCUGCAGCGAAGUACGACAUCCUUCGUUGCAUUGCUAGAAAUCUGUCGACCAUCGUUCCUUCCUCCUUAUUCUCCACGGGUGUGCGCAUUCUCAGACUACUACUGCAGAAGUGCCACUACCACCUCGCCAGGGAGCUCCAUGCUUUGCUGGCUGUGAUGCUGUUUCCACUGGCGUUAUCCAAAUUCUCAAAUUUCUCGCAGAAGCGUGCGGUGCUGAGUAUGGUUCACGAGCUUGUGAGUAUCCCACACCUCUGUGUUUCCUUCUUUAUUAACUACGACUGCGAUCCAAACUUUGAUGCGGCGGCAAAGUACGGCGGCAUGCUCGAGCUUCUAGUCGACUUUAUUGUGGAGAUGACAUACACAGACUUUGUUGAGCCAGAUUGGCUUUCGUUGGACCAGCAGCAGUUGCUGCGCAGCGAGUGUGCUAAUGCCACGCACAACCUGGUGCAGUCCAUGCUGCGGUGGGUCUCGGAGGAUCCCCGCGACUAUGUGCAGCGGCAGAUGCGUGAAUCAGUGGGGCAGGCGCUCCGCAAAUCCACUAAUGGCAGUGAAGGCAUCACGCGGUGGCACGAGGUUUACCUAAGCAAAGCUUGGGAGGCGGGCGGAAAUGAGCGGAGAACUGGUGUGUCCAAGUUGUCAUUGGAUGUAGGAACUUUUUCCUCCUCCUCCUCCUCAAGCACCGACGCAAGGGAGCAACCGCAGAUGUGGGGCGAGGAACAGCAGGUAGGCUACCACUGGAAGCACAUCCAUUACCUGCUUCAUAACAAGCGUAUUGCACAAGAGGCGAUGCAGCAGAUUAAUAAGGGGCAUUGGCGCGAAGGGAUGCGUCUACUAGAGCUUAAGGGUUACAUUUCACACACGGGCGAGUCAAACAAGUGGACUGAAUUUGCUCGCUUUCUCAAGACGUAUCCAGGGAUUGAGCGGUCUGCGUUGUGUGCGAUUUUUGAGCGAGUCCUAAAGGACCCUGACUGCGACCGCAUUCUGCAGGAGUACAUGCACUUGUUUCCAUACAAGGGUGUACCCAUAGACAUUGCGUUGCGGGACACGACGUGUGAAUUUAUGUCGUGGGAUCGGCCUUCUUUUGAGGCUCAGGUGUGGGCGGUGAUUCAGCGGCGCUUUGGCGAAGCCUACGAGGCACAAAAUGUGCGCUCUAUCACAGCCAAGGACGCCAACGUGAUGGCAGGUGUUUUGCUCUUUCUGCACACAAGUCUUCACAAUGAAAGUAUGCGGGGUAGUCGCAUGACCAUUGAGGAAUUUGUGCGGAACGGGAAUGAGUGCAUUGAGUUUCCCUUUGCGGAACAGGAUAUGCGGGACAUGUACCACCGCGUGGCGCAGCAAAAGUGGGAGCUGGAUGAGUUGCAACGCACACCGCGGCAGGUGGAACUGGAGAGGAAGACACCUUCGUUGUCUACCAGGAUGGCUCAGCAGCAAGGAGGUCAUUUCUCCCUGUCCGACGCGGAUCCAGCAAUGAAGGAGGCAUUGUCAUUUACAGGGCGGAAUGCGACAGGGCGCUUAAAAGGAGCGUGGGUAACCAACGACGGGCCCGAGGAUUCUAAGCUGCUGAACAGCGAGGUGGUGCCGUACACGACGGACCCGGAUGGGUUCAAACUACGCGAGUCGUAUCAACAGCGAUACGUGGAUGUGGCGACUCAGCACCUGCGACGGCUGGAGUGUGAACACCGCAUGCAGCGCUUAGAGGCUUGCGUCCCGCAGCCGUACAUUGUGCCGCACUACGCGCAGCACGUUCGUCCAAUGCUACUGAUGUUGUACCCCCAGAUUGCCGCGAUGCUGUACAUGGGCUUUCGUGUUUUGGAGGAGCAACCCAUAUCCCGCAUUCUUCUUGGCACGUAUGACAUGUUGUACGACGUGGCGGCUGCAUUCGUGGUGAACCUUUCAGGGUUGCGUGUUGCAGUGGAGCGGAAAAUUCAGUGUCGGUUAGGGGACGAGGACGCCCAACAUCUUCUCCCACCCACUCGAGGCGCGUUCACGUUGCCCCUGAUGAAUCUUCUGUGA